Messenger RNA from Panicum virgatum (switchgrass), 1634 nucleotides. Its product is annotated as putative ubiquitin-conjugating enzyme E2 38. The record is from RefSeq and is a predicted model, not a curated record. The transcript has 5 exons. Lineage: Eukaryota; Viridiplantae; Streptophyta; Magnoliopsida; Poales; Poaceae. Bases 60 to 1319 code for a protein of 419 amino acids. Gene Ontology annotation, molecular function: ubiquitin conjugating enzyme activity.
CUGUUUGGCAACUUCAGAGUGCUGAUUUUUCCUUUUCUGUUGGGCAACUUCAGAGUCGUAUGUCUGCAGAUCUUUCUGGCAAGUUCACAAAGGUUGACCCAUGGGGUGGCCUGGGAGGUUAUGAUAGCAAUGUUGCCGGCUCAAGUGCUAUCACUGCUACAGAUCUUCCUCCGUGGGAUGGCCUAACGAUGCUCGCUCCAUAUUAUUACAAUCAGUUUGGUGUGGCAACUGGAGAGGAGCUCAAUAAAUACUAUAGUAAUAGCAAUCCACUGAUGGAAAGUGGUAGCAGCUUUAACUCUGGUGCGAAUAAUUACAUGGACAUUCCACCUGGUGUGGAAGCAGUUUUACCACAGGGGACUUCUGCUGAGAUGCCACAUCAGCUCAGUCAAGCUGAGAUCAUCUAUAGUGAAGUUCAUGAGAAAUACAAGACAUUUAAACAAUUUGAUACAGUUAAUGACCAUGGUGAUCAUUUGUACUCAUUAAAUUCUCGUCCUGGGAAGAAGCCAACGAAGUCCUGGCUGAAGCAGAUUCAGCAUGAAUGGAAAGUCCUAGAGAAUGAUUUGCCAGACACAAUAUAUGUAAGAGUUUACGAGGAUAGAAUGGACCUGCUUAGAGCUGUCAUCGUUGGACCAGCAGGCACUCCUUACCAUGAUGGGCUUUUCUUCUUUGAUGUCCAAUUCCCUUAUGAAUAUCCAGAUAUACCUCCGCAAGUGACAUACCGCUCUAGAGGACUGCAAAUUAACCCAAAUCUCUAUGCAUGUGGAAGAGUAUGUCUUAGUCUCUUAGACACCUGGGUUGGUACUGGAUGUGAGAAGUGGAACCCAGAUAAUUCAACCAUGCUGCAAGUCUUGGUCUCCAUUCAGGCCUUGGUGUUGAAUGCCAAACCAUUUUUCAAUGAAGCUGGGCAUGCUAUGUCUGCUAACAGUCCUCUUGGGGAGAAGCUAUCUAUGACGUAUAAUGAAAAGACUUUUCUGCUAUCCUGCAGAACAAUGCAGUACUCUCUUCGGAAUCCACCAAAGAAUUUUGAAGACUUCGUCAUUGGCCAUUUCCGCAAUCAUGGGCGCAAAAUCCUGAAAGGGUGCAAGUCCUACAUGGCCGGUGCCCAAGUCGGUUGCCUUGUCGGAGAUGGCGAGCGGGACGUCAACGAUGGUGGCGCGAGCUGCUCCGCCAGCUUCAAGGCCCCGCUGAAACUGCUACUCUCGGAUCUGCUGAAGGACUUCGCCAAGAUAGGCGUCGACUGCGCAGAGUUCCAGGAUCCUGGACCUGGACCUGGAGCCGCCAAAGCGACAGCAGAAACCCCAUCGAGCCUGAAGCCAUGAGAGCGAGGUUGGCAGAUUUUGCUUCGCGACAGGAGAAUCGACAGACUUUUGCUUCUGGGGAGGCGGCGUAGUUGUUGGGUUUCUAUCCCCAGAACCAUGCGCGAUCACCUGACCCAUCCGUUUAAUUUGGCCUGCAAGUUCACCCCAUUUCUUCCAGUACUUUCGAAGUUCUAGAGACAAGCUGCGCCUGUAGCGUCUUUCCGUUCCAUCUAUAAACAGCAAUUUCGACAUUCGUUUGGUCGGGUGUUUACUGCCGCUGCGCGCUGCGUUUGCGUUUUGGUGUGUGCCGGCCGGUUUUUUAUGUGCGCGUUGCUC